UUCACUCAUAAGAAAAUAACACACAAUACGAGCGUCCACAAACAUACACACAUUCAACAAAGGAAGGAGAUGGCAUCAACUGCAUGUUUCCUCCACCAUCAUGCACCGUCCACACCCUCUAGAGCCCCAUCCCAACGCCACGUGUCAAACAUCAAGCCCUUCCAGGUAGUAUGCAAGGCCCAGAAGCAGGUGGGCCAUGAUGAGGAAAGCAACGGUGCUGUAUCGCGUCGGUUGGCCCUUACGGUUUUGAUUGGGGCUGCAGCCAUCGGCACCAAGGUCUCACCUGCCGAUGCUGCCUACGGCGAAGCUGCUAAUGUUUUCGGGAAGCCAAAGACGAACACGGACUUCUCGCCAUAUGAUGGCGAUGGUUUCAAGAUACUGAUACCGGCGAAAUGGAACCCGAGCAAAGAGGUAGAGUUCCCAGGGCAGGUGUUGCGAUACGAAGACAACUUCGACACCACCACCUACGUAUCGGUCAUGAUCACUCCUGCAGCUAAGAAAACAAUCACCGAAUACGGAUCGCCGGAGGAAUUUCUCUCUCAAGUGAGCUAUUUGCUUGGGAAGCAAUCCUACUCUGGCAAAACUCAGUCUGAGGGUGGUUUCGACACGGACGCCGUUGCAGUUGCUAACAUAUUAGAAACAUCGGCACCGGUCAUCGGAGGGAAACAAUACUACUUCAUCUCUGUCUUGACGAGGACGGCCGACGGAACCGAGGGCGGCAGGCAUCAGCUGAUAACGGCCACGGUCUCCGACGGAAAGCUCUACAUUUGCAAGGCACAAGCUGGGGACAAGAGAUGGUUCAAGGGAGCUAGGAAGUUUGUGGAGAGUGCUGCAAGUUCCUUCAAUGUAGCUUAAAUGAAAAUUAGAGAAUGUGGGUGUGAUUUGUGUUGAUGUAAAUGAGCAAAUCCCAUUUGGAAUUGGAGUUUUAGGGAAAGCAAGGAAUCAUGGAGUUUGUGGAUUUUGAAUUGGCAA
Messenger RNA from Magnolia sinica, 972 nucleotides. RefSeq names its product oxygen-evolving enhancer protein 2, chloroplastic-like. The record is from RefSeq and is a predicted model, not a curated record. Lineage: Eukaryota; Viridiplantae; Streptophyta; Magnoliopsida; Magnoliales; Magnoliaceae. Gene Ontology annotation, biological process: photosynthesis. Gene Ontology annotation, cellular component: photosystem II; photosystem II oxygen evolving complex; extrinsic component of membrane. The transcript has 4 exons. Gene Ontology annotation, molecular function: calcium ion binding. Bases 70 to 855 code for a protein of 261 amino acids.